Limulus polyphemus (Atlantic horseshoe crab) is the source of this 8599-nucleotide messenger RNA. RefSeq lists its product as uncharacterized. The record is from RefSeq and is a predicted model, not a curated record. Lineage: Eukaryota; Metazoa; Arthropoda; Merostomata; Xiphosura; Limulidae. Bases 104 to 3379 code for a protein of 1091 amino acids. Gene Ontology annotation, cellular component: cytoplasm; cytoskeleton. Gene Ontology annotation, biological process: signal transduction. Gene Ontology annotation, molecular function: protein binding; GTPase activator activity. The transcript is spliced from 17 exons.
AUGGCGGUUUAGGAUUGGUACUUGUACAAAUUUGGAUGAGAAAAUAUAACAAUUAUGUAGAAUUUUACAACAUUUUAAGCUCUCUAAGCAGGAGGUGGAUACCAUGGCAUCCGAGAGGGUGGACUGGGUCGAGAUUGUCGAACCUCGUACCAAAGAACACAUUUAUGCUAAUCUGGCUACCGGCGAUUGCCUGUGGAAUCCUCCACCUGGAGUCAAAAUUAAAAAGACAGAUGAUAAUCAGUGGUGGGAAUUAUUUGAUCAGAACACCUCUAAGUUUUAUUACUACAAUGCUUCAAGCCAGAAAACAGUCUGGCACAGACCAGAAAACUGUGACAUCAUUCCUCUGGCUAAACUUCAGACUCUUAAACAAAACACAGAAGUACCAGAUGAAGAAAAAGUAGAUGUCAGAAAAGAAUCAGUUGGAACCCAAACUGUAGUUGAAGGACUUAUGCAAGAAGUACUUCCUCAAUCCACCAAGUCUGCAGGUGUAUCUGUCUCAACACAAACCAGCCCUGUCUCUUCUCCCCAGUUGCCACAUAAACACCAUUAUCAACACAAUCACCAUCACUACCAUAAAUACACCAUAAAUCCUUCUUCGCCUUUCCAUCAUUCUGAUGCAGGUCAGUUUUUCAAUGGAGAUGCGCAAGAAGAGGCUCACCCAGUUGGUGACCAGUACUGUCAGACAUCUUUGUAUUCUCGGGCUUCUCGAGACUCUGGACGCUCUAGUGACUCUAGCUCAGUCUCUCAAAGUCAGAACACUUUGAAAAGUAGUAGUUAUGCUGGAAUUAGCAGGAAACAUGAUUCAUCUGCUUUUGCUGUUUCAUCUGCUUUAAGUGACCCCUUUCAACCAGCAUUCAGACAUUGCUUCAACACAGAAUUCUCUCAACAGACUUCACUUAACCCAGAGCAUUUGAAUUUUCUGGGCUCAUGGAAACACCACAGUAUAGACUCUUCAUCCAUAAGAGAAUGGGAUUCAAAUUGCACUCCAGCUUAUAAAGACCAUGGAAGUUGGCAUUUAGGAAGAUCACAGCAUUUGGAACAUCUGCAUCGGCGGCAUCACAGUGAAGUGGUAUCAUCUAGUCAGAGAGAAGAUGCUGUGCUUUACAGGUAUGCAGUCUCUGAGAAAUUUUCCACAAAUAGAAAACAACUGUCCCAAAGCACAAUUGCUAGUCCAUCAGCGACUGACAUGAGCCGACUCAAGACCAUGGAAUCAAGUGCAGAAUCCUUCAGAAAGAAACAUAGCUCACCUGGAAGUUCCACUCUGUCUUCAGAUUCUCCAUUCCAAGGAUCUGAAACUAGCCAUGAGAGUCAUGGGCAGGCCUUAACAAGAACUAAAUGGACAAACCAAGACAAUCAAGAACCUCCAUGCCUCUCAUCCAAAAGGGAUGAUGAGGAUGAUGUUUCUCUAGAAUCUUACUUUAACAAUUCCUUUUUGAGCAGUUUCCAGCAAGAUAACAGAAAAUGUUCCCACAGUGUUGAACAAAAACCAGUACCCUUGUAUAAUAACCUGGACUAUCCUGCUUUGUGGGAUCAUAACAUCGAUAACCGUUCUUACUUACUGCCGUUACAGCACUACUUAAUGGAACAAGCCAAGUUGUUUGGGUACAAGUUUGGAGACCUUUAUUGUGAUGACAAGGAUUCUUUGUCUCCAAGUGAUGAAUCAGAAGGUAGGCAUAAUGAAGAUGAUGACUUUGCAGAUGAUGAAGGAAUGAGCCAUCAAGACUCAUCAUCUCAAGAAUAUCUAGAUGAGACAAGGUUUUUAGGCUAUGAUGAUGACAAGCCUCUUACUCCUCCAUGUCGGUCAAAGAACAGAGCCAGUCAUAAGUUAGUAGACCUGAGGCUAGAAAUGGAUUUUGGUGAAAGUGACAAUAGCAGCAUCUUCUCAACAUCUUCUCCAGUGUUACAACACCGUAGUGGACCUGCAACACCAUCCUCCCUGACAUUGAACACACAACAUGCCUCUCUUUGUCGUAAGCACUCAGAAUCACCCCCUCUCUACUCCCCUGUACUUGAGAAGUCUCAGUCUUUCCAGCCAAACAUGGGUCAAGCAACUAACCAGCGUCCAUUGUCUAUGAUGGUUUCUAGCAUGACAGAAGGUAUUGUCUCAGGAAAUGUAAUCCAACCAUCUUUUGAUAGACAAGCUGAUAGCAAGAUGACCACUGGUUUUUACUGGAAUAAAAAACCACCAUCAGAAAGUGACAUAGAGAAAUAUGCUCAGGACAACUUCAAUAGACACAAAAAGGGAAUUUUCAGAAAAAAAUUUACAAUUCAAGAUAUGCUGACAUGGUCAAAGGACCCAAUCAGGAAGCCUAUGAUAAUGACCACAGAUAAAUCUUUAAAAAGGGAUGCAUGUGAACUUUUCAAGCUAAUUCAGACAUAUAUGGGUGAUCGCAAAGCCAAAAGUGGACAAACAGUUGAUGCAAUAGUGCUUGAUAUAGCCACUAGGGGAUGGAGUAGACAGUCAUUACGUGAUGAGCUUUACAUUCAGAUUUGUCGUCAAACCAAUGAUAAUCCAAAGAAGGAAAGUCUGAAGUUAGGUUGGGAAUUGAUGGCUAUCUGUCUGUCGUUCUUCCCACCGUCUAUAAAGUUUCAACCGUACCUAGACAGCUACAUCAGCCGCCACAAAGAUGAAACAAGCCUUGAUACACCUGAGCUUAGGGUUAGCCAGUAUGCUGCUAUUUGUAGUAAAAGAUUGGAAAGAAUAGGACAGAGUGGAGCUAAGAAAGGAUUAAAAAAACCAACACUUGAAGAAAUAGAACAGUCUAGAAUCCAAAUUUUUCGGCCUUCCAUGUUUGGCAACACACUGGAAGAAGUAAUGGCAUUACAGAAGGAUCGGUGUCCAAGUCGCAGCCUACCCUGGAUCCAGACCACCCUCUCAGAGAGUGUUUUACAGUUGAAUGGAGCUCAGACAGAAGGUAUCUUCAGAGUACCAGGAGACAUUGAUGAAGUAAAUGCUAUGAAGUUGAGAAUGGAUCAGUGGGAAAUGCCCGAGUGCAAUGAUCCACAUGUCCCUGCAUCCCUUCUGAAACUGUGGUACAGAGAACUCUAUGAGCCUCUUAUUCCUGACGAGUUCUACAAUGAGUGUAUAGAAUAUUGUAAUGAUCCAGAAUCUGCAUUGAGUAUCGUAGAAAGAUUACCAGAAAUUAACCAACUAGUUUUAUCCUACUUGAUAAGAUUUUUACAGGUUUUUGCAGCUGAAGAAAAUGCUUCUGUGACCAAAAUGAAUGCUAAUAACCUGGCUAUGGUUAUGGCCCCAAACUGCUUACGCUUUAUGUCUGAUGACCCAAGAAUUAUUUUUGAGAAUACAAGAAAAGAAAUGGCCUUUGUAAGAACAUUGAUUCAGAAUUUUGAUACAAGUUAUAUGGAAGGAGUGAUCUGAUACCUCAAGGAAUACAACAAUUUAUAAUGUAAAGUGAUUGAUUAUAUGAACAGAAAUUAUUUAUGAAUAUAGUAAAUUAAAUUAUAAAAAAAAGUAAUUUUUAUGAUGCUGAGAGUAGUUACAUUAUUCUGUGAGGUUUGUGAUGAGACCGGUGAGCUUAUAUUAAAUGUCUUGUAUUAUCUGUUAAUACAAAAAAUAGCAAUUAAUAAAAAAAAAAACUGAUUUCUUUAUGCAGAAACAUGUAACCUCAAUUUUUAUUUUAUUUUAUCAAACCUAUAUAAUUCAUUUCUGUUAACUGGUCUCUUUAAUGUCCUACUAAAUCCAUACUGUACUGUAGUAGUUUAAAAAAAAUAAGCAUUAUUGCUGAUAUCACUUCUGUGUACAGUAUUUGUUAGCACAUUUUCUGCCAGAAUUUGGUGAUAUUGAAUAUGUAUCAUAUUUAUUUUUUUGACAAAUGUCUACUUGUGGAGUGAACAAGUUUGUUUCUUUUAAGUUAAUCUUUUUUUUUUCCGUGAUAAGAUUUAGACACCAGAACUUUUAUUACAUAUAAGAACAUAUCCAUGAUUGUCAUGUAAGGAUAGAGACUGUUGAACACAUUCUUUCAUAAUUCGUUGAUCAAAAUGGUAAUUCUGGUGCUUAGAAUAAAGAUAUGCUUAAGAGUAAGUUCUGGAACUCCUUCUUUUUUAUUUUUAUUGUUUCUUUAGUUUAAUUUUUUGGUUAUUAUCAGUUGUUUUGUUGACAAGAAAGAGCAACAGAAACUGCACCAGUUUUGUUUAGUUUAUACUUUUCAAAGAAAUAGAAAACAUUUCUAUGCAUUUUCUGGCUGUGGUAUUAUUGACUUUCAUCAGUUGAUGAUUUUAUAAUCUACUAUAAAGUAACUUUUAAAAUUUGUGAUAAGGUGUUACAUUACAGUGGAUUCUGUACAAAAUAUUGAUCCAGCUACAAUGUUACAUAGCUAAUGCAAUUCCAGUUAUUUUAAUAAGCAAGUUAACAUAUUAAAGGAAUUAACAAUUAUUUCAUGAGACUAAGAAAAAUACUUAAUUUUUUUAAUAAAUCGUUUUAUAUUCUGAUUUUUCAAGACACUAACUGGGAAUUCGAGGCAUGGGUUUGACAGCACCUAGCAACACCUGUGCUGUUAAUUGCAAUAAUAUUUUAUAUGCAUUUGUUAACAAAUGUAUUUUGUUGUAUAAAAUUUUUAUCUGUUAGUAGUGUGUUUUGCUGUGAAGAAAACAAAAGUUACUGUUAAAAUAAAACAAAGCUGUAGCUUCAGUACUUCCUAGGGUUAAAAGAAUAGGGUGAGUGUACUUCAGUUAAGUAAAAAUGUAUUGUGUGAAAAGUUCAAUAUUAUCAAUUUAUAUAUAUUUUCAUUUUUUCACAACACUGUUUCAUAUAUAUAUAUAUAUAUAUAUAUAUAUUAUUAAUAAUGAGACUAUACAUAAAGCAGGAAACAAAAACUGAUAAGAAAUGUGAACUCCUAAAGGUACUUCAGAUUAACGUACUUUUAUGAUCCUUCUUAUCAUCAUCACCAUUACAGUUAUUAUUCAAAAACUAUAAACCGUACACUGCUUAUUUUACUUUUUUCAGCAAAUGUUUUACAUUAUGAGUCUUUUUUUUUGCCUUAACCUGCAUCAAUUGUGCAGUGCAUUUUAAAUAUAAAAUAUAAAAUACGUUGUUAAAAAUCUACUUAAGUGAAGCGUGGGUGAGAGUGGACAGGAUAAGGAAGCAUGUUGUGCUUUGUUUCGUAGUACUUAUUUCCUCUUAUUGGAAACAACAUUUAGACUACUCUGAAUGACCAAUAUAAUCUUAUUGAUGGUAUCACGUACUGUUAUUUUUGAACAUGCUGAUUUACAUAGUUUGCAAGCCAUUGACGAGUUAACUCCAGUUUUUUGCUGAAUAAGAAUAUCCUGUAUUUACAAAAAGAAUAGUAACUCACAUCACAAGAACACCAGAAUAUUUCUUUGUAAUUUAUCUUAACUGUUUUCGGACGUUUGUUUUUCUGCAAAUGGUAGGACUUUUCACCAUAGUAAAACAUGUAUUUGUUUCAGUAUAUAUCAGAUGUAAUACUAGUCUUCAAUAAGUAACUCAAUGUUGAGUAAUACUAUUAUGUUUCUGAAAACACUGUAUUGAGAAAGAAGUGGAUCCCAAAAUCAAAACAAUAUACAGUUCAGUUUCUAAAUAAAACGUUGACCAUUGUUUUGAUUUAUAACUUACUGUAUGCUGAUUUCUAUCUCUGGAUCCAUAUAGCUAGCUUCUUUUGAUGUUUCUUUUUCCAGUGUUCUCUUUAUUUGGUGUUUUUGCUUUAAUUCCACCACUUAGUUGUCAGCUAGCAUUGAUGUGUUUGAUGGUCUUAUAGUUUUAAUUCAAGUUGUAGUGUUUCGUUAAUGCAUUGAGGAUUGAAAAUUUGAAAUUGGAUGAGAUGACUUUUAAAGACAAUUUUUAUGAUCAGGUUUGUUUUACUUUUCUUUUUCUCUUGAAAUACUGAUACCUAUGAUUAUGCAUCUUAGACAAUGAACAUGUUAUGUUAUUAAACUUGACUUUAAAAAAGUCUUUAUCACCACCGGAUACUUCAACUUGUUUAAAAGGUUUAAGAAAAAAACUAUUUCCUGAUUUAUUUGCUAGUUGAAAUUUUAGACCAUGAUAUAAGUGUAUGUCUUAUAUAUGAAAGUUUUAAGUUCAAUUAUUUUAUUAAUUUUAGAGGAAUAUUUAAAAAACCUUACAAUACUUUGAAUUAAAAAUCACAAAGAAAGGAAUUCAUGAAACAAGUUGUCCAACACAACUUGUAUGUACAUGAUGCAACAAUAUUCACUAGUAUACUUGAACAAACCAACACAUCUUGUAUAUUAGUGAUGCAUUAAUAUUCGCCAAUAUACUUGAACAAACCAACACAUCUUGUAUAUUAGUGAUGCAUCAAUAUUCACCAAUAUACUUGAACAAACCAACACAUCUUGUAUAUUAGUGAUGCAACAAUAUUCACUAGUAUACUCAAACAAAAUAUUACUGAAAGUAUUAUGAAUCAGCAGGAAUCCAGUAUAACUUUUUCAAACAAGAUUUAAGCCAAUGUAUAUGUGCCAAAUUUUUUCAAAUUUGUACUUAGUCAAAAAUUUUCCAAUUACUCUUUUUAGUGGAAAAUAUUCAUUCCAAACUAAAACAACAACCCAUUUUUCAGUAGAAUCAUUUUGUAAAAGCUUAAAUUACUCUCUUCAGGUUUAAUGUUAUCAAGAUCUGUGAGAGACAGAAGCAUGAGUUCACAACUAAUUAAACAGAAAGAAAUGACAUACUGCAAUUUUGAUGUAUUGGCAUAUGAGUGAGUGACUUGCUAGUUCAUCCAUGACUUUGAUAGAUGAAUGAGUGAGACAGAAAUGAGUAAUGUAUUAGCUCAUAAUUUGCAAGAUGAAUAGCAAAAAAUACAGUCUGAAGUACAGUGAUUCAAUAACAACACAGGUUGUGAUCUGUUUGAUUAAGACAGAUAAUUUGGAUUUAAAUGUUUUUCAAUUAAUAUUAUAAUACUAAUUGCCAAGUUUGAUGGUUAACAACAAGGUACUUUUUAGUAUAUAUUAAAACUUCAUUCUUAAAAAUAAACUUUCUUGUUUAUAUGGUUCAUUUUAACUUAUUGAAAAUUAAACACAAAAGCAUAACUCUUUGUGUAAAUCAAUGUGUGUGUGUGUUUACUCAGUAGAUAUUUAGGGAUUUAUUUUUUGGGGCAGUUAAUUAACUAGUUCUCAAAAUUGAAUGUCUUCUGUAUAAAGACAGUAUACCUAGAUAACUGUAGUGACUAUAAUGUUGUAGACCAGGUGUAACCAACAGUUAAUAGCUCAGGGAAAUAAAUUGCAAUGACAAGGGGGCAACUGUCAGAAUACUGGUAAGUUAUCUUUACAUCAGUACAACUUCUGGAUAAAGACAGUAUAUCUAGAUAACUGUAGUGACUAGAAUGUUGUAGACCAGGUGUAACCAACAGUUAAUAGCUCAGGGAAAUAAAUUGCAAUGAUAAGGGGGCAACUGUCAGAAUACUGGUAAGUUAUCUUUACAUCAGUACAACUUUUGACAGUCUAAUGACAUUUGUAUAAGUAAAUCCAGAUAGGUAUAGAAAGUAGUGUCUAUGCAGGAAUGAGAAAUAUUCAAAGACCUAAAUGAAUUACUGACUUGCAACAUGCUGGUUGGCCACCUCCUAUCGUAGAUGAAUAGGUUUAGGUUAACUAGUAGUACUAACUAAUACAUCUCUGAUAUUUCUUUACAACAAACAGGCCACCUCCUGUCGUAGAUGAAUAGAUUUAGGUUAACUAGUAGUACUAACUAAUACAUCUCUGAUAUUUCUUUACAACAAACAGGCCACCUCCUGUCAUAGAUGAAUAGGUUUAGGUUAACUAGUAGUAUUAACUAAUACAUCCCUGAUAUUUCUUUACAACAAACAGGCCACCUCCUGUCAUAGAUGAAUAGGUUUAGGUUAACUAGUAGUACUAACUAAUACAUCUCUGAUAUUUCUUUAUAACAAACAACUGUAGUUAAAAACUCCAACCUAGAAGCUUUUGGUGAAAUAUUUGAAAGGAAUAAGUGUACGUACUACUUGGAAAUUAUGUUUGUUUGCUGGAUUUCCAGGACACACUUAUUAAAGCUAGAUACUUCAUUGUUGUUUUUUUUUGUUCUGGUGAUUUUGCUUAGGGUUGAAUAUAAUUUACUAAAGUGCAACCUAUUUGUAAGAAACUUAAUCUGAUUGUGAAUUAAUAUUCUCUUUAUGGAAGUUUCUCUUAGACAACUACAACUACUUUUUUAUUUUCAACAUUUCAUGUGUUCUUUUAUCAUUGUUUUUCUUAUUAUCUGUUUCAGUUAUUUAGUUUUGCCCUGAUCAAUGCUAUUUAAACCUUUAAUUUAACAUAUUUACCUUUGAAGUGCACAGUUACUGAGUUUUUUUACUAUAUAACUUGCUUUAGUUCAGUUCCUAAAACAACCUUCAGUGUUUUUUUAAUCUAUUUGAUUUUUUAUACCACAGGCUCUCUGAUAUUUUUUGUAAACAUCUUUCCAAUGUAAAACUUCCUGGCUUGUCUGAAAGCUUUGUAAUGUAUACUCAUGUUUAGGUUUAUAUACUUUUUGUGUAUAUGUUGUUUUUUUUUCAUGUGAUCUCACUAAAAUUUGAGUUUCAUAUCUUGCAUACCAACUCCAGAUCUGAUGUAGCUUGUAUAGCUGAAAUAUAUUGUGGUGAUGUAAUAAACACUUUAUGUUUUUUAA